Molecule: messenger RNA, 2597 nt
Organism: Pungitius pungitius (ninespine stickleback)
Lineage: Eukaryota; Metazoa; Chordata; Actinopteri; Perciformes; Gasterosteidae
Gene: rangap1a
Product: RAN GTPase activating protein 1a
Exons: 16
Coding region: 112-1770 (552 amino acids)
Biological process (GO): activation of GTPase activity; nucleocytoplasmic transport; signal transduction
Cellular component (GO): perinuclear region of cytoplasm; cytosol; nucleus
Molecular function (GO): small GTPase binding; GTPase activator activity
Source: RefSeq, a predicted model, not a curated record
UACAAGUCCCGGCUCUCCGGCCCUAAGCUCGUGUAGUACUGGGUUCGGUUUUGAACGCAGAGAGCGAGCGGGAGUGUGUGACAGGACCGGAUUCAGUACAGCUGAUUUGCGAUGGCUGCAGACAGUGUUGCCCAGUUGACCGACUCUCUGGCUAAGACAGGAGUAGUGGAGGUAGAGCUGAGCUACAAAGGACAGGGAAGAAAGCUGGAUGAUGCCAAGUCAGUGUCGGACAUGGUUAAGGAGAUCCAGGAAUUUGAUGAUUUACAAGCCCUGAGGUUGGAGGGAAACACCGUAGGGGUGGAGGCAGCAAAGGCCAUCGCCAAGGCCCUAGAGACAAAGAGCAUGUUCAAGCGCUGUUAUUGGAGUGACAUGUUUACAGGGCGCCUGCGCUCUGAGAUCCCAGCUGCCUUGAAUUCCCUUGGUGACGCUGUGAUGCUGGCAGGGGCCCGGCUGACCGUUUUAGAUCUCAGUGACAACGCCUUUGGGCCUGAUGGGGUGAAGGGAAUCGAGAAGUUGCUCAAGAGCACGGCCUGCUACACGUUGCAGGAGUUACGUCUCAACAACUGUGGCAUGGGCAUCGGAGGGGGAAAGAUCUUGGCUGCUUCUUUGAUCCAGUGCCAUAAAAAAUCCAGUGCAGAAGGCACCCCGCUCGGCCUCAAGGUGUUUGUUGCAGGGAGGAACCGCCUGGAGAACGAUGCAGCCACUGCCCUCGCUCAAGCCUUCCAGUUGAUGGGCAGCCUGGAGGAGGUUCACAUGCCUCAGAAUGGCAUCAAUCACCCUGGGGUGACGGCUCUGGCCAAAGCCAUGCAACACAACUCAGCCCUCCGCAUCCUCAACCUCAACGACAACACCUUCACUGAGAAGGGGGCUAUCGCCAUGGCUCAGGCGCUGAAACACCUACGCAACAUCCAGGUGAUAAACUUUGGAGACUGUCUGGUGCGGCCAGCAGGAGCCAUAGCUAUUGCAGAAGCUGUUUCAGAGGGACUACCAAUCCUCCGGGAACUCAAUCUGUCAUUUGGCGAGAUUACGGAAGAUGCAGCUCUGGCUGUAGCACGAGCAGUGAAGGGCAGAGACAAGCUGGAGAAACUGGAUCUAAAUGGUAACAGUCUAGGAGAGGACGGAUGCAAAACUCUGAAAGAUGCCAUGGAGGCCAUGAAGAUGGGCCAGCUUCUAGGAUCGCUCAGUGACGACGAGGGCGAGCCAGAUGAUGAUGAUGACGUGGACGAUGAGGACGAUGAGGAAGAAGACGAUGAUGUGGACGAAGAGGAAAUAGAGGAGGAGGAGGAAGAAGAGGAGGAGGAGGAGGAGGAAGAGGAAAGCACUGGCAUCAAGGUGUCCACCCCUUCAUCUGUAUCCCGGCCGCCAGACGUCUCAUCUUUCCUCAGCUUUCCGUCCCCAGACAAACUGCUCAAACUAGGGGCCAAGAGAGCGAUGCUGAUCGAGGAGCAGGUGGAUGUGUCAGAUCCUACAAAAACAGCGGAAGCCUUCCUCAAGAUUGCAUCUGUGUACAAGGAGGAGAAUAAUGACGUUAAGAACGCUGUGUUGGACAGCAUCGAUGCCCUCCUGAAGAAAGCUUUUUCCACUCCGUCCUUCCAAGGCUACAGCUUUGUAUCAUCUUUGUUAGUGCUGCUUGGACUUCUCAAGAGCGAGGACAAGGUGAAGCCUGUGCUUGUGGUCCCCGGCCACCUCAACGCCUUGGAGCACGUUGUUAGACAGGACUACUUCCCCAAAGAGAACGUGGCCGUGCUGCAGGCCUUCCUGUCCCGGUAAGGGCGUGACCGAAUGAGCCAAUCAGCUGGCAGCUUGCAGAAACAACAAAGCUCUGGAUUCAUGUGGCAAUGCCAGAAACAGCCUCCAGUCCACACUGCAGAGAGUCAGAUGUGAGGGCUGAGGACUGUGGAUACAGACACACAGACUGAACUUUGAAUUAUUACCGAUUGACCUUCGGAAACCAGCACACACAAGCUUAACUUUUAAGGACAAGAAGGCUGCGCAGCACCCGGGUCAAACAGACUCACUCCAUCAUCACCACUGUCCUUCAUAAGUUCAGCAACAAACCUCUUCCUGGACUCCGGACUGGGCUUGAAUGCUUUGUGUGUCUGCGUAAAGUAUGCCCUUAUGUUGUCAAAAUAAUUUAAGUGCUUUGUGUACACACGUACGACCACAGGACAGCACUGACAACUUGGCCUGUGUACUUUGGCAAAUAGGACCUCACUCCCCACUGAAACAUAGACAUGUGUCUCCUGUCUAGAGACAUCUGACUGACCGACGCACAGAUUACGCUUUAUACUUUGGUGUAAAGCUCUAAACACAAAGGAUCUAUGCUCAAAGUGUCAGUCACUCCAAAUGUUAUUUUAUAUUUCAUGCAUUUUGAAUAUUCUGUGGUUUUAUAUUCAAUGUUUAUACAGUUCAUUGAUAUGGUCAAACAUUGUUACAAAUAAGCAUCGACGAUCAAUGUGAUAACACUGUAAAAUACAAUCUAAUCCAUCAAAGGGGAUAACGUUUGUUUAAAUGUAUUUUCUGCCUUUAAAUGGGGGAGACGUUGCAAAGUUGGAGAUUUGUGUUGCGAAAUAAAGCUUGUGUGAUUUUUCAAUGUC